Molecule: messenger RNA, 1366 nt
Organism: Salmo salar (Atlantic salmon)
Lineage: Eukaryota; Metazoa; Chordata; Actinopteri; Salmoniformes; Salmonidae
Gene: coq9
Product: coenzyme Q9 homolog (S. cerevisiae)
Biological process (GO): ubiquinone biosynthetic process
Cellular component (GO): mitochondrial inner membrane
Molecular function (GO): lipid binding
Source: RefSeq, a predicted model, not a curated record
CAUUAAAUAGGGCAAAAGGGUUUCGGUCAAAGUUAGAUCACCUUCUUGCUAACUUACCUCUCCGGUCAAAACAACUGUGAAAUAUUCGAUUUACGUGCUGCUCAAAAGAGAGUCGCGUAAAAAUGACGCGUCGGAUAUCUACAAAAUACAGUUAGCAGCUAGAUAUGGCGGCGCUGCUACAAGGACUUCGAGUUGGAAGAGCCCUUCGAUAUCUUGGCAGCGUGGUAGUUCCAAAAACAUCCAGUCCCCAGUGUAAUGGCCUGAGACGAGGCUUGCACUGUGCUGCACGUCGGCUUCAGGAGGACAAGGACAAGUCCAUCCCAGUCCCUCCAUCCUCCACCGCAUCCCCGACUACAACCUUCCACGAGCAUUAUCAGGCUCACCCAUCUGAACAUGACACAGCCACAUCAACGCAGGAAGCUGCUGCUGCUGAAAAGGCUCCCCAGCCCAACAUCAGUUAUGUAGACCAGAGUGGAGAACAAGGAGAAGACUAUGAAACAGAGGAGCAACUGCAAGCGCGCAUCCUUAACGCUGCGCUGGACUUUGUCCCACUACAUGGUUGGACUGUUGAAGCCAUUUCAGCAGGAGCUGAGACCCUGGGUCUCUCAGCAGCUUCCAGUGGAAUGUUCCAGAAUGGGGCAGGGGACCUAGUCCUGCACUUCAUCGCUCAGUCCAAUACCCAGCUAACAGAGCAACUGGCAGAGCAUCACAAUCAGGUCCAACUUGGUCAGGCAGAACCAAAGAAAACUGCUGAGUUUCUUAGGGAUGCAGUGGAAACCAGAUUGAGGAUGUUGACCCCAUACAUAAAUAAUUGGCCACAGGCUUUGAGUAUUCUGUUUCUGCCACACAACAUACCAAACAGUCUGAAGCACCUCUCCACCCUGGUGGAUGAUAUCUGGUACUAUGCUGGAGACCGCUCCACAGAUUUGAACUGGUAUACAAAACGAGCUGCACUGACAGGGAUCUAUAACACCACAGAGCUGGUGAUGGUACAGGACUCCUCCGAAGACUUCCAGGACACCUGGAACUUCCUUGACAACCGCAUCCAGGAUAUUGUCAACAUGGCCGACGCCGCCAAACAGGCGGCAUCCACAGGAGAAGCAGUGGUGCAGGGGCUUAUGGGAGCUGCUGUUACGCUGAAAAAUCUAACCGGAAUUAACCAGAGACGGUGAAACAAGAUGGCUAUUUCUGUUCCACCAUCCCCUCUGAUCUCUGCCAGUCAGGAGUUUGUGUUUAAAAUGGUUUUCCCUCACGCCCACUCCUAUCCCUUUUGUAUAAAGGACACAAAAAUGUGAUUGUAUUUCAAACAUUUUUGUUCGGCUCCAUUGAGUGUUCCUAAAUAAAUUACGGAUGAAUUACAACAGAA